CAGCCUCAGCCAAGGCAAGCCAACCUGAGUUCGAGUGGAACAUUACAGCCUCGGGAGCGGGAGCAACUAGGCUCCCGCAGGCUCCCAGCUCCCAAUUCCCACUCCCUGCCUCGUACAGCGCGAGCGCCACCACCUAUCAGUUUUCAGGACUGAAAGAGGGGGCCCAGGACCAUGGAAGCCGCAAGAGUCCUGGCUUCCAAAUGUGCCAAGGACGCCUGAGAUGCCAGGCCUCUAGUGGGGAGAGUCUGCUCGCCUCUUAGCUACAUUUCUGAUUUACUUUCGUCUUUCUUAGCCCAGGAAAAUAACCACGGAGAUACUAGGUACUACCACGAAAUGAUUCUAUUUGUUCCCGCAAUUUACUCUCCCGGAUGUCUAAGUGAGACCCUAAUAGCUCUGUCCACGGAUCCCAGCUUCCAAGAAGCCUCGGAAGCUGUAGGGUAUCAGGGCCCACUCUCUGGGUUCACCAAGAACCCUGCUACCUGGAGCCCGGCUGGCCGGAGGAGCCGGACCAGGGGUGAAGAUAUUCCAGGCUGGAUAAAAUAAUCAAAUCAGAUAGCAAACGAACGACAGGAAAAACGUAUUUAUACGAAAGAAAAAUCGACUCUGGUUAUAUGAGUGUAUGGAAUUUGACCUCGCCUCGGAGAAACACUACACACACAAAAAGCUGUCUUUAAUAGAUGCCUGUCGUUUAAAAGCGGCAGGGACAUUGUUUUUCAUGCGCUCACAAAAACAGAGCCGUAAUUGUGGCUGCUGCUGUGGGCAGGAUUUAUUUCUUCAAUUGGGUAAAUCGUCUUCCCUUCCCCGAAGGUGAUAUCUGUGUUUUCAAAAUUCACAGCUGCUGGCCGGCCGGGCAAACCAACCCCAACCUCUAUACAAAAAUAAGAGGGGCUACAAAGCCGGGGAAGUAAAGUUGUUGUAAAUAAUUCUAAGUCACCACCUCCCCCUAAUCCUCUGUAUCCUCGCCGGGCGUGCGAUCGGCAGCUGACGGCCUCACAAUUGGUACAUCCUAAUGGAACUGCGAGGGAAAUGCAAUAAUUUUGCCAUAAUGGGCUGUAACCUCAAUUCGACCCCGGCCCUUGUAGCCCGAGGUCGGAAGCGAAGCGAUGCGCCCUGUCUCCAGCGGGUGGCGCUCGAGUCCGACUGAACGGCGGCGAAGGGUGGCGGGCACGCGCCCAGGGCGCGCGCGCCACCCCUCUCGCCUCCACCCAACUUCCCCAUUAGUGCACGAGUUUACCUCUAGAGGUCAUCAGGCAGGAUUUACGACUGGACAACAAAAGCACGUGAUUCGAAGUCGUACCCCAUAUUUGGGUGCCUACGUAGGAGGGAACCGAGUACAUGCCUCAGUCAUUUCCAUAAUUCAUCAUAAAUUGUGCAAGGGUGCUAUAGACGCACAAACGACCGCGAGCCACAAAUCAAGCACACAUAUCAAAAAACAAAUGAGCUCUUAUUUUGUAAACUCAUUUUGCGGUCGCUAUCCAAAUGGCCCGGACUACCAGUUGCAUAAUUAUGGAGAUCAUAGUUCCGUGAGCGAACAAUUCAGGGACUCGGCGAGCAUGCACUCCGGCAGGUACGGCUACGGCUACAAUGGCAUGGAUCUCAGCGUCGGCCGUUCGGGCUCCGGCCACUUUGGCUCCGGCGAGCGCGCCCGCAGCUACGCGGCAGGGGCGAGUGCGGCGCCCGCCGAGCCCAGGUACAGCCAGACGGCCACGUCCACGCACUCGCCACCGCCCGACCCUCUGCCCUGCUCGGCGGUGGCCCCCUCGCCGGGCAGCGACAGCCAUCACAGCGGGAAAAACUCCCUGGGCAACUCCAGCGGCGCCUCGGCCAACGCCGGCAGCACCCACAUCAGCAGCAGAGAAGGGGUUGGCACGGCGUCCGCAGCCGAGGAGGACGCCCCUGCCAGCAGCGAGCAGGCGAGCGCCCAGAGCGAGCCGAGCCCGGCGCCGCCCGCUCAGCCCCAGAUCUACCCCUGGAUGCGCAAGCUGCACAUUAGUCACGACAACAUAGGUGGCCCAGAAGGCAAAAGGGCCCGGACGGCCUACACGCGCUACCAGACCCUGGAGCUGGAGAAAGAAUUCCACUUCAACCGCUACCUGACCCGCCGAAGAAGGAUUGAAAUAGCACAUGCUCUUUGCCUCUCCGAGAGACAAAUUAAAAUCUGGUUCCAAAACCGGAGAAUGAAGUGGAAAAAAGAUAAUAAGUUGAAAAGCAUGAGCAUGGCAGCGGCGGGCGGGGCCUUCCGCCCUUGAGUCUGUGAGCGGUUAAAGUACUGAGCAGUAUUAGCGGAGCUCUCCGUAGUGUCUGUACUAAGGUGACUUUCUGAAACCCCCCUUGUGUUCCUUCUGUGAAGAAGCCCUGUUCUCGUUGCCCCAAUUCAUCUUUUAAUCAUGAGCCUGUUUAUUGCCAUUAUAGCGCCUGUAUAAAGUAGAUCUGCUCCUGUUCAUCUCUUUGUCCUGAAUGGCUUUGUCUUGAAAAAAAAAAUAGAUGUUUUAACUUAUUUAUAUGAAGCAAGCUGUGUUACUUGAAGUAACUAAAACAAAACAAAAAAAAAAAAACAAAAAAC
This is a messenger RNA of Acomys russatus (golden spiny mouse), 2563 nucleotides long. It is a transcript of the gene Hoxa5, whose product is annotated as homeobox A5. Gene Ontology annotation, cellular component: nucleus. Lineage: Eukaryota; Metazoa; Chordata; Mammalia; Rodentia; Muridae. The record is from RefSeq and is a predicted model, not a curated record. Gene Ontology annotation, molecular function: DNA-binding transcription factor activity, RNA polymerase II-specific; RNA polymerase II cis-regulatory region sequence-specific DNA binding. Gene Ontology annotation, biological process: regulation of transcription by RNA polymerase II; anterior/posterior pattern specification. The transcript is spliced from 2 exons. Bases 1104 to 2249 code for a protein of 381 amino acids.